Messenger RNA from Pecten maximus, 8307 nucleotides. RefSeq names its product exportin-7-like. Gene Ontology annotation, biological process: protein export from nucleus. The coding region runs from base 7 to 3318 and encodes 1103 amino acids. The record is from RefSeq and is a predicted model, not a curated record. Gene Ontology annotation, cellular component: cytoplasm; nuclear pore. NCBI's taxonomy places the organism in Eukaryota, Metazoa, Mollusca, Bivalvia, Pectinida, Pectinidae. The transcript has 29 exons. Gene Ontology annotation, molecular function: small GTPase binding; nuclear export signal receptor activity.
ACAAAAAUGGCGGAAGAGCAGGAGCUACUGCAGUUGGAGAACUUGUGUAAGCAGUUCUAUGAGACCAACAACACCAACCUGCGAGCAGAUGCAGAAAAGGCUCUUGUUGAAUUUGCAGACUCCCCAGAUUGUUUGAGCAAAUGCCAGCUUCUGUUGGAAAGAGGAAAUUCACCUCUUGCACAACUGCUGGCAGCAACAACCUUGACGAAGCUUGUGACACGCCCAAAUGUGACCCUACCCUUAGAACAAAGGAUAGAUAUAAGAAAUUAUGGCCUCAACUACUUGGGGACAAGGCCAAAGUUGGUGCACUAUGUUUUACAAGCCCUUGUACAGCUAUUCGCCAGAAUCACAAAACUUGGAUGGUUUGACCUGAAAGAUGAGGAAUAUGCAUUCAGAAAUGUGAUAAAUGAUGUCACCAAGUUCAUACAGAGUGGCUUCACACAGCAUGUGAUGAUCGGUGUACAGCUACUUUCUCAGUUGGUUUGUGAGAUGAACCAGGUCAGCGAAGCUGAUGCUAGCAGAUCCCUAACCAAACACAGGAAGAUUGCAUCAUCAUUCCGGGAUACUCAGCUGUUUGAGAUUUUUCAGCUGGCAUGCUCCUUGUUGCAGACUGCUGCAGGAAACAUAAAAAACAUGAACUUUUCUGAUGACAGUCAGCAUGGUUUUAUCCAACAUUCCUUACGACUGGCUCACAACUGUCUAACAUUUGACUUCAUUGGGACGUCUACUGAUGAAUCAUCAGAUGAUUUAUGUACUGUACAGAUUCCUACAUCAUGGAGGUCAGCCUUCCUGGACUUUGCCACUAUGCAGCUGUUUUUUGACCUAUAUGCCGGACUGCCUGUGUCAUUAUCUCCCUUGGCACUCUCCUGCCUUGUCCAGAUUGCUUCUGUCCGACGUUCCCUGUUUAACAACACUGAGAGAGCAAAGUUUCUUAAUCAGAUUGUUGUCGGUGUCAGGAACAUCCUUGAAAAUCCUCAGGGUUUAUCUGACCCAAGUAACUACCACGAGUUCUGUCGCCUGCUGGCUCGGUUGAAGUCAAACUACCAGUUAGGAGAGCUGGUCAAGGUAGACAACUACCCAGAGGUCAUCAAAAUGAUUGCUGAGUUUACAGUGACCAGUCUCAGGCAAAUGUGGCAGUUUGCCCCGAACAGUGUGCACUAUCUGCUGAGCUUGUGGCAGAGAAUGGUGGCUUCAGUGCCAUAUGUGAAAGCUACAGAGCCACAUCUUCUGGAGACCUACACACCUGAGGUUCUCAAAGCAUAUACAAUGUCGCGCCUCGAGUCUGUCACCGUUGUUCUGAAGGACGGGCUGGAUGAUCCACUUGAUGACACGGGGAUGGUUAUGCAGCAGUUGGAACAGUUAUCCACCAUAGGGCGGUGUGAGUAUGAAAAGACAUGUGCACUGCUGGUUCAGUUGUUUGAUGAAGCUGCCCAAAGAUACCAGGAACUCAUUACAUCACAGGCACAGGGUGCCGAGAUAUCCAUACAGGAAGGACGAUUAUCAUGGCUGGUCUACAUCAUUGGCUCAGUGAUAGGUGGUCGUGUGUCCUUUGCUAGCACAGAUGAACACGAUGCAAUGGAUGGGGAAUUAGCAUGCAGGGUGUUACAGCUAAUGAACUUAACAGACAGUCGGAUAGCUGCUCAAGGGGGUUGUGAAAAAUUGGACCUGGCCAUUCUGAGCUUCUUCGAACAAUUCAGAAAAAUCUAUGUCGGUGACCAGGUCCAUAAGAUGUCAAAAGUAUACCGCCGACUUUCAGAGGUCCUGGGCCUGAAUGACGAAUCCAUGGUGUUGAGUGUCUUUGUUGGUAAAAUAAUCACAAACCUGAAGUAUUGGGCACGGAGUGAACAGAUCAUCUCUCGGACCCUACAGCUACUUAGUGACCUUUCUGUGGGAUACAGCAGCGUAAGGAAGCUGGUCAAGCUGGACGCUGUCCAGUUCAUGUUAAAUAACCACACAAGUGAACACUUUCCAUUCUUGGGGAUCAGUACCAAUAACAGGCCAAUAUCUGACAUGCGAUGUCGUACUACUUUCUACACAGCUUUAGGACGAUUGUUGAUGGUGGACCUUGGCGAGGAUGAAGAAAAGUUUGAUAAAUUUAUGAUACCUUUGACAGCUGCGUUUGAGUCAGUCGGGAACAUGCUGGCAUGUGCGAAUACCCCGAUGAAAGCUGAGGAAGCAAAGCGUUCCUUAGUAGGCUUGGCACGAGAUCUAAGGGGUGUGGCGUUUGCUUUUAAUACAAAGACAAGCUAUAUGAUGCUGUUUGAUUGGAUUUAUCCGACAUAUACACCAGUCCUUCAGCGGGCGAUUGAGCUUUGGUACCACGAACCAGCAGUCACCACUCCUGUACUGAAACUCAUGGCAGAACUAGCGCAGAGCAGGUCUCAGCGGUUACUGUUUGAUGUUUCUUCACCGAACGGAUAUCUACUAUUUAGAGAAGUCAGCAAGAUGAUUGUCACAUAUGGAUCCCGAGUAUUAUCAUUGGGUGAUAUACCAAAGGACAGAACCUAUCCGAUGAAAUUGAAGGGAAUUUCCAUUUGUUUUUCUAUGUUAAAGGCAGCUUUGUGUGGGUCGUAUGUAAACUUUGGUGUGUUUAGGCUCUACGGAGACGACGCGCUCGACAACGCUCUCGGAAUGUUUGUCAAACUCCUACUAUCAAUAUCACAACGGGAUCUGAUGGACUACCCGAAGCUGAGCCAGAACUACUACGGUCUCCUGGAAUGCCUGGCCAAUGAUCACAUGACAUUUAUCAGUAACCUGGAGCCUCAGGUGUUCCUCUACAUCCUUACCACCAUCUCAGAGGGACUUACAGCACUAGACACAAUGGUUUGUACGGGGUGCUGUGCUACCCUUGAUACCAUCAUCACAUACUUGUUCAAACGCCUCACGACCAAAAAGAAGAAAUCUCACCCGGGAACGGUUCCUGACAGCGAGGCCUUCCUGCGUAUUCUCGAACUCCAUCCUGAUAUCCUCCAACAGAUGCUGUCAACUGUACUAAAUAUCAUCAUGUUUGAAGAUUGUCGUAACCAAUGGUCCAUGUCCAGGCCGCUAUUAGGUCUUAUCUUACUAAAUGAGGAGUACUUUAACAAGUUACGAGACAGUAUCAUCUCCAGUCAGCCUGGGGAUAAACAACAGAGGAUGGUCCAGUGCUUUGAGAACUUAAUGAAUGGAAUUGAACGGUCACUUUUGACCAAAAACAGAGAUAGGUUUACACAGAAUUUGUCAGUGUUUCGUCGGGAUGUGAAUGACUCUUUAAAAGCCCCCGGCGGCCAAAGUCCAAUUCCUUCUUCUUCCUCACUGGACAUGAUGAGUUACAGCUAAUAUUAGUGUUCUGGUGUGAGUGUGUUUCUAGGUAAUCUCUUAAGUGUCGCUCGGCCUCGGUUCUGCGACUAGUGGUGUGGACGGACAUUGUCUGGAUAACUGGACACUAAGCUAUGGUGAGCAUGGUCAUUUUAGUGUUGAACAUUUGUUAUGGAGUGGCUAAUCAUUUACUGGACUUCUUUGAGGUCAUGUGGAUUAUCAUUAUCAUCAUCGUCAGCCUGGAUAUGGAUGUAUUCAACAUUUGUGUCGACUGUGAUUUCUCAGGCCCAGAAAACAGGACUCCAGAGAAAAUUGGAAAAAAAAUAUUCUGGUAUAGACCAGAAAAAUACAAUGUGUGCUACUGUGUGCUAGCAGAAAGUUUGUUAAAGAGCAACAUGUUCAGAAAAGUGUGAAAUAUCUUUAUGAGUUGCUGUCAAAUUUGGAUUUAUUCAAUUAACAGUUAUUGGUUUGGAAUCUGCACUUGGUUGUGUACACUUUUAGCCAUUGUUCUUCACUAGACGAUGCUGAUUUAAACAAGUCUGUUAUAUGGCUUGUUUACGUAAGGUAACAGUUUUAAUACACUACACAUAUCUCAUGGUUUCAGUUAAAAUACUUUUUCACUGUGAAAUCCAGAAGUCAACUGUUGGAAUGAAUUUGAUAUCACAUAGGGUGGUUUAUAAAACACAGCUGGUGGGGGAGAUGAAUCAAAAUCAGAAAUUAUUGAACAAUUUCUGCUUAAUAGCAUAUACAUCUGUUAAUGUAAAAUGUCAGAUGAAGUUAAACUUAGUGAAUGUUAUAUAAGAUAGAAAUUGUGGGUGAUAGGGUGUUUUCAUAGCAACAGUGUGAUAUGCAUGGAUUUAGUUUGAAAUGUGCCUGUGUGAGAGUGUUUGUCUCGUGAGGGUGUUUAUCUGACUCGUGUGAGGGUGUUUGUCUGACUCACAUGAGGGUGUAUUUGUCUUAUAAAGGGUGUUUAAGAUGACAUGUUCCCUUCAUCAGUGGUAGUGUUUGUAAAUGUGUGGUCAUGCAUUGAUUGGUGUACAUGUACGAUUGUUUGUGAGGGCAUGCAUUGAUUGGUGUACAUGAACCAGUGUUUGUGAGGGCAUGCAUUGAUUGGUGUACAUGUACCAGUGUUUGUGAGGGCAUAUAUUGAUCGGUGUACAUGUACCUGUUUGUGAGGGCAUAUAUUGAUUGGUGUACAUGUACCAAUGUUUGUGAGGGCAUGCAUUGAUUGGUGUACAUGUACCAGAGUUUGUGAGGGCAUGCAUUGAUUGGUGUAAAUGUACCAGUGUUUGUGAGGGCAUGCAUUGAUUGGUGUACAUGUACCGGUGUUUGUGAGGGCAUGCAUUGAUUGGUGUACAUGUACCAGUGUUUGUGAGGGCAUGCAUUGAUUGGUGUACAUGCACCAGUGUUUGUGAGGGCAUGCAUUGAUUGGUGUACAUGUACCGGUGUUUGUGAGGGCAUGCAUUGAUUGGUGUACAUGUACCAGUGUUUGUGAGGGCAUGCAUUGAUUGGUGUACAUGCACCAGUGUUUGUGAGGGCAUGCAGUGUUUGGUGUACAUGAACCAGUGUUUGUGAGGGUAUGCAUUGAUUGGUGUACAUGCACUAGUGUUUGUGAGGGCAUGCAGUGUUUGGUGUACAUGCACCAAUGUUUGUGAGGGCAUGCAGUGUUUGGUGUACAUGAACCAGUGUUUGUGAGGGCAUGCAUUGAUUGGUGUACAUGUACCGUGUUUGUGAGGGCACACAUUGAUUGGUGUACAUGCACCAGUGUUUGUGAGGGCAUGCAUUGAUUGGUGUACAUGUACCAGUUUGUGAGGGCAUGCACAUGAACCAGUGUUUGAGAGGGCAUGCAUUGAUUGGUGUAUAUGUACCAGUGUUUGUGAGGGCAUGCAGUGUUUGGUGUACAUGUACCAAUAUUUGUGAGGGCAUGCAGUGUUUGGUGUACAUGUACCAAUAUUUGUGAGGGCAUGCAUUGAUUGGUGUACAUGUACCAGUGUUUGUGAGGGCAUGCUGUACAUGUAAUGUCUGUAAAAAAUAUGUUUUGAGAGCAUGUUUAGUUGGUCUGAUUGUGAUUAUACUGUAUGUUCAUGGGGUCUGAUAAUCCAUGUUAACAAGUAUUUUGAAAUUUGAGAUAAUAAUCAAUUAAGACUUCAUCAUUAAGCUAAAAGAAACUUGACUCUGAAUUGCUCUACAGAUUGUUGUGUAGUUGCUAGUUGGUAUGUAACACUUGUAGGUAGAAACAGUCAUAUUUACAAUAUCCGAGGUAGAACAAUCUAUAAAAAAGUGCUUGAAUUUAUGAUAGAAGCCUUGAAAAGUGCUGAAUCACUAUUUCUAAAAUUUACUUAAAUAAAAGUGCUUUAUACGAGAAAAAUAUAAUACAUAUGUACGUCUACUUUGAAAUUAUGUGUACACUAUCUUGUACAUUGAAUAUUGUUUGAAAAUUAAAACAAAGGAAUUAACAUAUAUUGAAAACUAUGAUUUUACAGAAUUAGAAAUUUCAAAAUCAUAUACAGGCGGAGAGAAAAUAGUAGAUAAUCCUUACUUUAUGAAAAUAAUAUAACAUUGGGUACUCAAACUAUUGUUUGGACAUCGGCUCAUGUCAUGGUCAGUUGUUUGGACAUCGGCUCAUGUCAUGGUCAGUUGUUGGGACAUCGGCUCAUGUCAUGGUCAAUUGUUUGGACAUCGGCUCAUGUCAUGGUCAGUUGUUUGGACAUUGCUAAUUCUAAAUUGCUAAUUCUAAAUAUGCCACUCGCAUCACUCAGAUUUCUGAAACAGUCAUUGACAAAUAAUUUAUUGAUGAAUAUCUCUCCUCAAAACAAAAUAUUGCUAUUUGCCUGGUAGUUUUGUACUAAAAAAUAGAAAACAUGCACAUGAUCACAAGAUGUGUUUUAAUCAUGAUAUAUACAAAUACUCUUGGCAUUUUGUUGCAAAUGCUGUCCUGAAAAGUGCUUGUACUCCUAUUAAAAAAGUGCUCGAUUUACAUACCAUUAACACUGAAUGUACAGUUGUAUAUGCUUUUUUUAUGCUAGAUAGUACUUCAACAUUUAUAACAAAAAGUGCUCUAUUUACAAAUUAUGACCAUGUGUAAGAUAUGUUUAAUAUAAAGAACUCAUGUCAUUAUGCUGCCUUGGUCAGAUAAAAAUGUCACCUCGCUGUAUCAGUGCUUUCCUAUAGAGAUCUCCUUUGUUCAUUGAUAAAACACUAUGUACUAGAUUCUAUAUAGUGAUAACUCCAUUAGUAGACCGUGCCCAGUCUCUCCUUGGAUGGACUUCAAAUUCAUCCUACAUGAAAUAAUUAAAUCAUUAGGAAUUAUGUCAACAUGUCCUGGUUCACAUGUCAACAACAUGUCCUGGUUCACAUGUCAACAACAUGCCCUGGUUCACAUGUCAACAACAUGUCCUGGUUCACAUGUCAACAACAUGUCCUGGUUCACAUAUCUGUUAAUGUCACCAUGUCCUGGUUCACAUGUCAACAACAUGUCCUGGUUCACAUAUCUGUUUAUGUCAACAUGUCCUGGUUCACAUGUCAACAACAUGUCCUGGUUCACAUGUCAACAGCAUGUCCUGGUUCACAUAUCUGUUAAUGUCAACAUGUCCUGGUUCACAUGUCAACAACAUGUCCUGGUUCACAUGUCUGUUCAUGCCAACAUGCUCAGCUGGUUCACAUGUCAACAUGUCCUGGUUAACAUUUUCAUUAAGACUACCAAACUUGGUAUACAAUUAGAAACAGAUGGUAGAGUAUUACAUGCUAAAAGUAGGUCACAGGGACCUACAUGUCUCUUUAUAUAUUAGAAUAUGUAGGAUCACCAGACCUCAUACAGGGACACAUAGUAGAUCUAUCAAUUCCCUAAUUAAUCAAAUAGAUAUAUGUAGAACAGUAAAAUACUGUUGCAGUAAAACUUUUGUAAGACGAUAUAAAUUUCGACUGAUUAUGAUGAAAGUUAAAUAUCCCUAAUUUCUCAUCAAAUUUAUUUUUAAAAUUCCUGUAAGGAAUUGUCUAAAUAACAUCCUGUGGCCCUGUUGAAUGUGUCAUAAACACAUUUUACUAUAUCACGCCCUCGUGUGGCCCUGUUGAAUGUGUCAUAAACACAUUUUACUAUAUCACGCCCUCGUGUGGCCCUGUUGAAUGUGUCAUAAACACAUUUUACUAUAUCACGCCCUCGUGUGGCCCUGUUGAAUGUGUCAUAAACACAUUUUACUAUAUCACGCCCUCGUGUGGCCCUGUUGAAUGUGUUAUAAACACAUUUUACUAUAUCAUGCCUUCGUGUGGCCCUCGUCUUGGGGGGACGGGGAGGGGGAAAUUAUAGCAUCAUUGUGUGAUAAGAGGGAUAUGAUAGUAUCAUGGUGUGACUGGGUGAAGGAAAUAAUAGUAUGAUGUGACUGGGUGAGGGAAAUGAUAGCAUCAUAGUGAGACUGGGAGAGGGAAAUUUUAUCAUCAUAGUGUGACUGCAGGGGGAGGGAAAUUAUAGCAUUAUGUUAUGACUGGGUGAGGGAAAUAAUUGUAUCAGGGUGUGACUGGGUGAGGGAAAAUUUAGCAUCAUAGUGAGACUGGGAGAGGGAAAUUUUAUCAUCAUAGUGUGACUGCAGGGGGAGGGAAAUUAUAGCAUUAUGUUAUGACUGGGUGAGGGAAAUAAUUGUAUCAGGGUGUGACUGGGUGAGGGAAAAUUUAGCAUCAUAGUGAGACUGGGAGAGGGAAAUUUUAUCAUCAUAGUGUGACUGCAGGGGGAGGGAAAUUAUAGCAUUAUGUUAUGACUGGGUGAGGGAAAUGAUGGCAUCGUGGUGUGACUGGGCUAGAGAAAUGUCUUGGGAGUUGUGUUUGUGUCUGCUUUUAGAAGUCGGGAUACAUCUGUCACAUGUAUUUGCUCACGUGUGUCACUAUUGAGCAUCGUACAUCGCUAGCAGUGAUAUAUACAUGCUUCCUGAGGGUACGGUUUCUGAACGAAAUUAACUGUUUUCCAUGUUGUUAUUCUAUAGUAUGUUGUUUGGAGGAAAUAAAAUAUGAUUGAUUAUGAUA